Messenger RNA from Macroventuria anomochaeta, 1154 nucleotides. RefSeq lists its product as uncharacterized. The transcript has a single exon. Gene Ontology annotation, molecular function: tocopherol cyclase activity. The record is from RefSeq and is a predicted model, not a curated record. Lineage: Eukaryota; Fungi; Ascomycota; Dothideomycetes; Pleosporales; Didymellaceae. Bases 42 to 1079 code for a protein of 345 amino acids.
UCAACUUCCUCAAACACACAACUAUCAAACAGCACACAGCCAUGGAACACUACGCACCCCAUCCAAGCUCUCAAUUCGAGGGCUUCUACUCCAAAUUCGACCUGGAGAGCGGCGCUCACAUCGCCCUCAUCAUCUGCUCAGUCCCCAAAGCAAAAACACGCCCACAUAUGGUCUCAUUCACAUACUACCCCAAGACCAGCUCUCCAAUAUUCCAACGCGAAGAAUUCGUGGACAGUAUCGAACGAAAUACUACAGACCCAAAGACCAAUGCCUUCGAGCUCCGCAUCCCAGGAAUAGGCUACAUGGCCACCCACGCCAACGGGACAACAUCCUACCGUCUGAACGCACCCGAAUGGACCUUCGAAGCAGACAGCACCUCAGUCACCCAGUGGCGAAUAGAUAAAUCCACGCCCGAGGGCUGGAUGAUCAAUCUCCCGUUCCCGCUGCACUGGCACGUGCACAGCACUUGCUCGCCGUGCACAUUCUCUCUCUCAAUUCCUCCGCUCGGCGACCAGCAUCCUGAAGUAGAUCGAAAGGGCAGGGGACAUAUACAUCAAGAGAAGAACUGGGCGAAUAGUUUUCCAGACGCGCAUAUGUGGGUUCAGGCCUUUGAUGUGCAGGAAAUGAAGGGUGUGUGUCUUGCGGGCGGGAAGAUUAUGGGACAGACGGCGUAUAUGCUGGGGUAUCGGUCGAACGACCUCGUUCUAGACUUCGUUCCCCCGUUUUCGGUGUCGUAUCUUAAUAUACCGUGGUUGAGUCCGUUUAUGAGCGUGGAUAUUAAUUGGGAGGAGCGAAGUUUCAGUAUAUCAGUGAGCGAUUACGUCAACAAGCUCGAACUCAAGGCGCAGGCGCCGAAAGGAACGGGUUGGUUCGGGCUGGCAAGUCCUUUCCCAGAUGGCCAUCGUCCGAAUUUCUGUCAAGAAAGCUUUAUCGCGACGAUAGAUGUCAAGAUCUACGAGAGUGAGGGGUGGUUGCCGUGGCAGGGGUGGAGGCAGAUCAAGGAAGAGAGGUUCGAGAAUGCGAGUUUGGAGUUUGCUGGAGGGUAUUACCCUGAGAGGGGGGAGUCGAAGGAGGAGUAGAUGGUGUGAUGAAUGGUUCCUUUGAACAAGGCUACUUCUACGCACACGACACUACAGGGUAUCCUAGAAAUCAAC